CGCCGCCCAUGACGCCAUGGCGCUGCCGUGCGCGCUGCCGGCAGUGAACAUCAGUGGAUGCGGCUGCCUAGGUGGGCUCGUAUUUCAUCAUCAGUGAGCGACCCUAGUAGUAGCCGUCUCCCGCGCCUCUGCCGCGCCUGCGUCCCUCCACUGAGCCUACUAACUGUCAGACGGGAUUGAUGGAUAAGUACCGGAUGACCCCCACAGGGUCCUCGCUAGUAGUGCCGGAGGAAGGCAAUACCGCCGCUGAGGAUGUGAGGUAGACGGGCCCACAACGGCUCCAGUUGUUUAGACUCCGCCGACUGGGGAUCCCCUUCUCCGCAUCGCCUCCGUCCCAAUGUCCAUCCCCCGUCUUGGGCUCCUCCAUCUCCUGCGCAUCGUCAUCUGUCGACGCGCAUCCGUAAGCCUGUCACGGCAUCUCGUCGCCCGGAUCUGCGGCGGGUCAGUGCGACGAGGCGGGCGUGUAUAAGAAGCUGAGCCGCAUGCCUGACUUUUCCAUCUCGACAAUCUUCAGCAACAAUACAUCAUCGUCCAUCCUCUCCUACCAAUAAACACUCCAUUACAUAACGUGGCAGUCGAACAAUUACUCUUCCAAUUCCUCCCCUUACCUCUCUCUUUCUCAACUGCCCGCCAUGAUCGCCUCCGCCCUCACCCUCGGCCUGGUCGGCCUGGCCGCCGCGUCGCCCAUCGCCGAGCGCCAGGUGACACCGCACUACCCCGAGACGGCCAACUCCAAGGGCUUCCACCUCGUCGUCAACGUCACAGACCCGUCGCGCGACUUCCACCCGUCCAUCCAGAACACGUACAUUGUCAGCAUCCACACGGGCGCGGGGCUCGCCCUCGUCGGCAACGUCCCCACGGCGGACAACGCGCGCAUCUUCUACCAAAACGGCACGGCCGAGGACAAGCGCUACGGCCGGUCCAACGUCAUCACCGACGGCGGCACGCCGCCCUUCCCCUCGGGCCUCAAGCUCACAAAGGACCAGGGCUCCGACACGCUCUCGACGGCCAACCUCAACGCCGGGCUCGGCACCCCCGGCGUGGGCAUCGCCAGCUUCCCCAGCCCCUACGCCUUCCUGACCCCGGAGACGUGGAUCGCCUGCAACGAGAGCCUGCCGUACUACCAGGGGCGGCACUACGUCGUCUUCAAGCAGGCCGCGACGACGGUCGACAAGGACGGCAAGUCGCACGACAACGUGCCCCCGGGGUGCGCGCCCGUGCGCCUGUUGCCCGAGUGCACGCCGCUCAACGACCUGCCCCCGGGCUCCUCCGCGAGCCACCAGUUUGCCAUGGAGGACCGCUGCUACAAGGACGUCAAGUCCAUCAAGUGGAGCGAGUACGGGCCCUGAGCGGGCGGCGGUGCCAUGUGAUGAGCGAGAGAUUCAUUAUGCCAAGGGACUCGGCGACGCCGACUGCUUCUCUUUUUUCUUCCUUUGAAACGACAUGCGACGUGACGGUUUGGCUAUGGCGGGGGAAAAGGGUCUAGAACAUGCUAUAUUAGCGUUACACUCACUUGAUACCCAAUACAACCAAUGACUACG
Purpureocillium takamizusanense is the source of this 1541-nucleotide messenger RNA. RefSeq lists its product as uncharacterized. The transcript has a single exon. The coding region runs from base 633 to 1349 and encodes 238 amino acids. NCBI's taxonomy places the organism in Eukaryota, Fungi, Ascomycota, Sordariomycetes, Hypocreales, Ophiocordycipitaceae. The record is from RefSeq and is a predicted model, not a curated record.